Adelges cooleyi (spruce gall adelgid) is the source of this 535-nucleotide messenger RNA. It is a transcript of the gene Cks30A, whose product is annotated as cyclin-dependent kinases regulatory subunit. Gene Ontology annotation, biological process: regulation of mitotic cell cycle. Gene Ontology annotation, molecular function: histone binding; ubiquitin binding; cyclin-dependent protein serine/threonine kinase activator activity. The transcript has 4 exons. NCBI's taxonomy places the organism in Eukaryota, Metazoa, Arthropoda, Insecta, Hemiptera, Adelgidae. Bases 260 to 487 code for a protein of 75 amino acids. Gene Ontology annotation, cellular component: cyclin-dependent protein kinase holoenzyme complex; SCF ubiquitin ligase complex. The record is from RefSeq and is a predicted model, not a curated record.
UUAUUGUUCACGUUCAUAUUUUAUUGUACUAGGCAGUCGGAGUGUUUUUCAUUUGAUUUUAACUUUACCACUUAUAUAAUAAUAUUAUUUCCUUAGUUCGGUAGGAAUUAUUUACGUUUUGUAUGGUUUAUCUGUUGUGAGACUAACAGGCCAAUAAAUAUCUGCUGGGUUUUAGUAUUUAUCAUUAGUAAUUACAAAAAAAAAUAUCCGAGUAGUGAGAACCGGGAAGCAAAUACUUAUAUAGUAUUUGGCCACGACAAUGUCGGAUAAACAAAUAUAUUAUUCGGAAAAAUACUACGACGACAAAUACGAAUACAGACAUGUAGUUUUACCAAAGGAAAUGGCUAAGACUAUACCUAAAACACAUUUGUUGUCGGAAGACGAAUGGAGAUCAAUUGGCGUACAGCAAAGUAAAGGAUGGGUACAUUACAUGAUUCAUGAACCUGAACCUCAUAUUUUGCUGUUCAAAAGACCAAGAACAAAUUAAACUGCUAAUACUCAUUGUUUUUAUGACUAUGAAGUGUUACUUGAAAAA